AUAUAAAUUGGUCUCACGAAGUCUAUGACAUGUCCUCAGUGACCGCUUAGGCUCCGAGAAGGGAAGACGUGUGUCGCUACAGAAAAGCUUAUUGAGAGAAAAGAAGUUUGUUAACAGAAAAGCUUAAAAAUGGGCAAUAAAGUGGCAGCCUUCUCAGAGGAGCAGCUAAAUGAAUACCAAGCCUGUACUUUUUUGACGAGGAAAAAUAUAUUGAGAGCUGAGCGUCUGUUUCGACAAAUUAGCAAUGAUCGAUGGCCGGAAGUCGUGACCAGAGAAUGUGCCUCGUCCUUCUCUGUUCCUUAUUCUUCCCUUGAUUCUCUCACUGAGCUUAAGGAGAACCCAUUCCGAAGACGUGUGUGUCAGAUCUUCAGUACAGACGGCUCGGCUUCCCUGACUUUCGACCAGUUCCUAGAGAUGUUUUCGGUCUUCAGUGAACACGCCCCCAGGGACAUUAAGGCCAUCUAUGCCUUUAGACUCUACGAUUUCGACAGCGAUGGCUACUUAAGUGAGCAAGAUUUACUCCAUACUGUGAAACACUUAACACUCGACCUGUUAAACCCAGACGAGUAUUCUACCAUUGUCGCCAAGGUUCUGGAGGAAGGAGACGUUGAUUGUGAUGGAAGAAUUUCACAGUCAGAAUUUAUCCAUGUCAUUCUCAAGAGCCCAGACUUCGUUCCUAAUUUCCAUAUCCGGAUUUAAAGUCAGAUUGCAAUGACGUCACAUGUUUUAUUAUUAUUAUUAUUACGUAUUAUUAUCCAUCAUCAUUCUUCUCUAUAACAAACAAACACAAAACUCAUGUUACUUGAGUAAUUGGUUAGCGUGUUGAGCUUGGGCGCGGCCUUCCAUUACCCAUAUGAACUACCGUACAUUACCCACGCAAUCCUGCCUUAAUACAUAAAUACGAUGUUUUGUGUUUGAUUUUCACCUUUAAGGGAAAAAUGUGGUUAAAAUAAUGUAAAGUAUUGAUUAUUGUAGUAAA
Homarus americanus (American lobster) is the source of this 979-nucleotide messenger RNA. It is a transcript of the gene Cib2, whose product is annotated as calcium and integrin-binding family member 3-like. The record is from RefSeq and is a predicted model, not a curated record. The transcript has 6 exons. Bases 130 to 699 code for a protein of 189 amino acids. Lineage: Eukaryota; Metazoa; Arthropoda; Malacostraca; Decapoda; Nephropidae. Gene Ontology annotation, molecular function: calcium ion binding.